UUAAAUUCGAGCCCUAAAAAGCUCAACCAGCCUCAUUUCUAAGGUCUAACUAAGGGACCAGGGAAAUAAUGGUGAAGACCCUUGUUUGACUCAUGUCAGUCAGUGCAUUUUCGCCAAAAAUUCAACAAUACCUGAGGUCAUUAUGGAUAAAAAUUCACAGUUGCGAGAAAUGAACCUCUCCCGAGCACCAGCCGCUCGUGCGGCAAGGACACUCGAUAGGUCCCUCUUUGCAAAAACUCUUAACGCUGCGGCGGCUUCUAUCAAGGAGAAUAAGCUGCUGUCCAAGUAUCGAAAGGAGCUUGAGAAGACAAACGAGGUUUUAUUUAUGGAGAGAUUUAAUCCCAUCUUGCCUGAUCCAGACCCGUCACUUGCUUCUCAGGGCAAAAAAUGUAUCGUGUUGGCUCCUCAGAUUAAGUCUACGUGUAAGUUGUAGAAUGUCCGACGAAAUGGUUGUCAAGUACGCUAAUCAUAAAGACAAUAGCCCCAGACACAUGGAGUCCCAUCCUCAAAGAAGCCUCGAAAGUCGGUGACAUUACGGUGGUGCCGUAUGAUAUUGAAAUCGGAUAUGAUUCUUGGUCUUAUCGUACGUCUGCACACAUGCCUUAUUCACAGGCGGACACUGACAAGUACGAGUUGAUGUUAUGAAAUCCAUUCUUCCGGAUGAACUUCACGAGGAAAUCCCAAGCGGUUUCAAUACCGUGGGACACGUCGCCCAUCUCAACAUCCGUGAUCAGUACCUACCUUACAAGAACAUUAUCGCCCAAGUACUUCUAGACAAGAACCCUCACAUCAAAACCGUUAUCAACAAGAUCGAUAAUGUCGGCUCAGAGAACGAGUUCAGGACCUUUGCCUACGAAGUCCUUGGUGGUCCUGAUGAUAUGAACGUGGAGGUGAGCGAGGCUGGCUGCGUUUUCAAGUUCGACUACUCCAAGGUAUACUGGAACAGCAAGCUCGACACAGAACACAAACGGAUUGCAGGACUUUUCAAGCCUGGAGAGGUUGUUGCAGAUGUCAUGGCUGGUAUUGGACCCUUUGCGGUGCCAGCUGGCAAGAAGGGCGUCUUUGUCUGGGCCAACGACAAGAACCCAGAGAGUUACCGCUACCUUGAGGAAGCGAUCCGCAGAAACAAGGUCUCGGAGUUUGUCAAGCCCUUCAACUACGAUGGCCACGACUUCAUCCGCACAUCCGCAGACCUUGUCCUGGAGGCAUCAAAGCGCGGUGACUGUGCCGUCAUCAAGCCUCCAAGGCAACCAAGAAACUCUACGGCUCCGCCCCCGGAGCCUGUCCGAGUACCCGUGCCACCAACGAUCUCACAUUUUGUCAUGAACCUCCCGGCAUCCGCAAUUGAGUUCACUCACAAUUACCGCGGUCUGUACCACGGCCACGAGGAGCUGUUUGAGCCUCACACCGAGACCAAGCUGCCCAUGGUGCACGUGCACUGCUUCUCGGUCAAGGCUGAUGACGAGACACCCCUCAUGGACAUCUGCGAGCGGAUACGUAAAGAGAUUGGCGUCUUACUCAGACCGGGAGAUCCCGAGAACCAAGGUGAGGUGCUCAUCUACGAUGUGCGAGAUGUCGCUCCAGCAAAGAGAAUGUUUUGCGCUUCAUUCCGUCUACCACGUGAGGUUGCCUUUGCCGAGAGGGCUUAGACGGGGUCGGUCGAUGUCGAUAUUGAUGGCGCCGGCAGAUCUCGGGCCCCGGGUGGGACUUGUCGGCCGGGCGAACGGCCGGAGGGGUCUUCCCUGUGCGGUGUGUUGUGUGUCUGUCACUACUCUACUCUACUGUACUGUAACGUAUCCGCGCCGCGAUAGGAUAUCGAUUGACCUACCAAAUGCAGUACGAGGCCGGAAACUCAAAAGGAACGGACCAAGGCGCCUAGACUUGCGACGAAUGCAACUCUACUGUACAGUCAAGAAUAGAGUCGCAUUUGUCGGGAUAUGACCGUCGAUAAUGAGGCGCUUACUUAUCGCUGAUAUCUUGUCGUCUCCAAGACCCCCAGCCAAGCCAAUUAGUGGCUGGGUAAGUUUUACCGUGAUCCGUUCAGGCACGAUGACGCUCUCAUGAUAGAUGAUAAGUCAAUGCGGUAGGGAGAGCCGCGAUAACGGUCCUGCGGGGAUCCUUUGAACCGUUACAAAGCAGAACAUGACAGAGCCAGAACAGAUUUGCGUGCAGCCGGUCAGCGCAGUUCGGGGGUAUCCUGGCAGAUCGACGGUGCAUCCAACUUAUGAAAACUCCUCCAUUUGCUUGUUUCGUGAGCAAAACAAGCUCACAAGGCGCCAUGCGUGGCUGACAAGGUCAAGACGUGGCACCCCCCUCACAAUUGAACAUGAGCAUGAACCCCUGGCAUCCCUGCUCACACUCGCACUCGUUGGUGGGAACGGGUUGUGUUGCCCAUCUCAUCAGCGACGGCAUCUUAUCUUGGACACCCUUAUACGUCCGGACACCUGACUUCUUGUUGAACAACGCAGACACACCCCUCAAGCUGCUCUGGUCUGCAUCCUCGCACUCUUUGGUUUCACGGCAUCACCGUUGGACUGCAGUCUGCAGUGUAGUGCGUCGCGCAUGCAUUGGAGCUGACGCGCGCCCCUGUUGUGUAACUUGGAAGAACCGAGCCAAGGCUGCGGAGACCAUCAGAGAUCGCAGAGGCAAAUCAAUCGCUCUGAGACAUUCAAAUCGACAGCGAAUGACAAGACAAUUAUUCAGGGUUCUUCUGCACGUUCUGAAAGACACACAUGCUGUGGGCUCUGGGUGUGGCUGCAUAUUGUCAAUGUCAGUGUUAGUGUUAGUCAUGUCAUGAUAUCAAAUUUCAAUUUCGCAACCUUGUUGAGUAUCUUUUUCCUUCAUCAGGGCCCCUUCUUCAAAGGAACCAUUUUUGUUCUUCCUCUUUCAGUGAUGUGCUUCCAUAACAUCUUCGAGCCCCUGGUCUUCCCGCCAUCCCGACCCCAAAUCCAGGGCUACCUCGAAAUCUAGGCGACCUCGGUGUGGUAUUCCGUAACCCUACGCGCAGGUAGGGGUGCUGCCAUCCCACGCAAAUUCCCCUGACCGAUCUGCCAUACGCACAUCCUUCAGCCAUAAAUCAUGUCUGCAAAUGCAAGCCAUGGUUGCGUUGCGUUAUCAGCAAGAUACCAAAACACAACACCAUGAGGCACGGUGCCAUACGAUCUUCGCAGCAUCGAUUUGAAGAAUUGAGAUAGCACCAAGCUGGAAGCUUAUCAACUCAAGUUGAAAAGGGACAGUCUUAAAUACUUGCUGAAUUGACAGGGUGCACUCGGCGGAGAAUCUCAAAAUCCACAAAGAAACCGAAAUGCAAAGCAACCCGAGCGUGAUGAGACAUAUUUGGCGAAAUGUUACCAAAUUUUGCAAAUUCUAAUGCCAACUGUGUAAACGGUGGCGAGAAAUAGCCCAUGCAAAUGAUUCCUUAAGCUUGUCGUCCAAGCCCUCGGGGCGGGUCCGGGAUUUCUUCAUCAAAUGCAAGAGAAGCCAUUCGGAAAUCACAAACCUCAUACUCACACCCAAUUCAGUCCAACUCGUUGAUCCUCUGAGGCGGCCCGUCGCAUAUCAUCUAUAGCUCAGGUAAAUAUAUGGUUGAUAUUUUAACCUGGUGGUCUCUAUCUUCCCCUCACAGAUAUCAGCGCAGGGCCAUGCUGCAAGUCCGAAGAACGGGUUGCGGGAACUGCAACCCACGGAGGGAGGCUCUGGAUGGAAUUAUCUGGUAUUCGGGUCCAUAUGCAACGCACAUCACGCAUCUACAUCAAACGGCCAUCUCCAAUUAGGCUCUGCUGCAGCGCCUCGGGAACCAGGGUCUGCGAGAAUGGGGUGUGGAGUAUAGUAUCGAGAUGAGGAAGCGAGAAGUGGACAGUCAAGCCAGUUAUGAAUGAGGCUGAAGACGUGAGUACACAGAGAAGCGACUCCCUUCAAGAUAGGGUUGCAAUGGAGUUGCCGUGGGUGUUUCGAUAACAUGGAUCCAUGACUGGGGUGAUAAGUCAAGUGGUGGCAUGUCCUAACAAGAUUCGCUGGCUUCGCGCCAAGUAUGAGAGGAUCGAGCUCGUCACGAUCAUAGGGUUGAAAGUUCCCGAUUCUCCAGGGGCUUUCUCGCCAACGGGUAUUGGUAAUAUCCCAAUUCAUGAUCCUGUUGGCCCUCGUAUCGUGGCAUACCUCACUGAAGGAUGCACAUGAAUGAACCUUCACAUGCCAAAGUGUGGCUUCUAUUGAUAGAUCCGAAUCUUGUUGGUCAAUCCAAGCACUGGAGCCACAUCACUAGGAAGAAACGAGUGUCGAAUGCAGAAACUCCAACAGGCAGCCACUUUGGGGCCAUUCAAGAACCACAAAUUACCC
This is a messenger RNA of Fusarium odoratissimum NRRL 54006, 4335 nucleotides long. RefSeq names its product tRNA wybutosine-synthesizing protein 2. The record is from RefSeq and is a predicted model, not a curated record. The transcript has 4 exons. Lineage: Eukaryota; Fungi; Ascomycota; Sordariomycetes; Hypocreales; Nectriaceae. Gene Ontology annotation, biological process: tRNA N1-guanine methylation; mitochondrial tRNA methylation. Gene Ontology annotation, cellular component: cytoplasm; mitochondrial matrix. The coding region runs from base 642 to 1649 and encodes 335 amino acids.